Messenger RNA from Venturia canescens, 2250 nucleotides. RefSeq lists its product as uncharacterized. The transcript is spliced from 4 exons. The coding region runs from base 1374 to 2153 and encodes 259 amino acids. Gene Ontology annotation, molecular function: DNA binding. Lineage: Eukaryota; Metazoa; Arthropoda; Insecta; Hymenoptera; Ichneumonidae. The record is from RefSeq and is a predicted model, not a curated record.
CAACGUAUUCGAUAUUCACUACGAUAUACACGGUACGAAAAAAAGUAUAUACUUACAGAUUUUCGGCACGAAACAAUAUUCACUUUUUAUUGGUUUUAUCACAGUUAUUUUGUAACAGAGAAUGACAAUCGUAUCAAACGGUUUCUCUCAAAUGGUGUAUCACUGUAUCGAUAUUCAAUAUUUUUCGUCUUCCUCAAAUUCGUCUUUUUUGACCUCUAUCGUUCUCGAACUCUUCGUAGUAUUGCAACAGCCGCGCGCGGCGCGCGGGAGCCGAAACGUUCCCGCGUGCCGCGCGCGCGGGUGCGAACGAACAAAGGGUUUUAACGAAAUGUUCAUACAAUGCGCAGCCACUUCUGACAUUCGUGAAUUCUGGCGGACGUUCUUUGCCCGAAAACGUAGUGACGACGCGUAAGUGCGUGUUUCAUAGAGUUUACUGGUACUUCGUUUAAUUAUAUUCAGCAGUGUUGUAAUAUUCGUUAUAGCAAUAUUCUAUAAUAUUCUAAUAUUCUUUCUGUGUAAGUGAAUAUUUGUUCUUUGCAAAAAACGAAGUGGAUACACGUGCGUGUUUUCUAAGUGUACCCGUACUUCACACAAUUGUAUUUCACCAGUUAAAUUAAGUGAAUAAAAAGAAUCGCAAACAAUGUUUAUCGUUUUGUGCGACGACGACAAUUCAGUUUGUCAAAUCCUCGAUAAAGACGUGAUUUUCGAUGGAAAGCAUCCACCAAAUGAAGGAGACAAUGUCCGUUUUUUAUGGUCAGGUACCGAGUACACAGGAGAAGUCUUAUUGCAUUCCGGUGAGUUAAGAUAUUUUUCAUGGCAUUUUACAAACUAUCUUGUUGCUUCGUUUUCCUUUUUUUGAACGUUCAAAGUUUUACGGGAACGUAAAAAGUGUGUCGUUCCCCGGUUGAAUAAACGAAAAAUUAUCAUUAAUACAAUAAUGUUUAGAUGACCUGAAUCUCGUCAAUCGAAGAUACGAAGCUCUAAAAAAAAAUAAAAGCAAGCAGUCAAAAGCAAAAGGUUCAACCUCCAAUACGCAGCUAAAAAAAAGAAGUCAUUCAUCUCCGCAGUCCGCUGGGAACAUAAAGGAAAAAGGAUUAUCGCAGUGCAAAAAACAAAAAUAUUUGGUAUGUAUAAAAAUUCUGUUUUAUUGAUUGUGAUUGUUAAUUAAUUUUUGUUUGUGUAAAUUGAGUGAAAUUAAAUCAUUUUUUUAUUUAUGUACUUUUCAGAAGCAUGACCGUCCAUCAAAAGAAAAUUCAAAAAAAGGCAUCGAAGCGACUCAAUCUUUCAUUGAAAAUGAGAUAGCGGAUAAGAAUAACAAAAAACAAACAGACGCAGAAGAAAAAUGUAGUCCAUCGAAGGAAAAAUUGAAAAAAAUGCUUCAGGACGCCGAAGAGAAAAUUGCUUCGCUAGCAAGUGGAGUAAGUCGUCCUCAGACGUGUAAGAUCUCUAAACCAUCAACAUCUUCGGCAAAAAUUGCUCAUAAGCAAAAAAAAAAAAUAGUGCUCGAGGAUUCAUAUACGACCACGGAGGGCGAAUCGGAUGACGAACCAGAAGAUUCUUCCCACAAUAAGAGCAGCGAAUCUGAUCGAGAAUCAAUUGAAAACGAAACAAAUAACAACUUGGAAAUGAAGAACGAAAAAAACGAGGGAUUCGUACAUGGAAAAAAAAAGAAAAGCGAAAAUGAAGGAAACGAGCCUGCUCAAGCUGAUUUCGGGUUAUCCGAUUCAAAUGACCUUUUUGGAAAAGAUUGGUCAGGAGAUAAGAUGGUAAAACUUGUGGAUCAAGUUUAUUGUAAGGAUUCAGAAUUGAAACCUGCUCUGGCAAUGGCUUCACAAGCUUCUCAUCUUGCUCGAAGAUUAAUUGUCGGUGUUUUUAAACCUUCUGGCUAUUUGAACUGUACAUUCACUGGACAAGCUGCACGUGCUCAUCAAAAUAAACCGGGGAACAAUCAACUCGUAAAGCCGUUAAAUGAAAUUGCCAAAAAUGAAAUUUUGAAUUUUGCUAUGAUGCGAGCAGAGAAAAAAGGAUGGAAAAACAAGGACGGCUUACCUCAGACUGAAAAAGAAAUACGUCAUGCUAUGUCGCAGAAAAUUGGGGAGCUUAAAAGAAAACAUGAAGCCAACGAAAAAAUAGCUCAAAAAAAUAAAUCGUAAAUAGUUCCAUUUUUCUCAUUUUUUUCGCGAAGGUAAUCGCCGUUUCAAUUUUUGUCAGUAGCAUAAUAACAUUUUUUUAAAUAAAGGUUUUUUCUAU